This is a messenger RNA of Ipomoea nil (Japanese morning glory), 1670 nucleotides long. Its product is annotated as protein indeterminate-domain 2-like. The record is from RefSeq and is a predicted model, not a curated record. Gene Ontology annotation, molecular function: DNA-binding transcription factor activity. Gene Ontology annotation, cellular component: nucleus. Bases 247 to 1527 code for a protein of 426 amino acids. The transcript is spliced from 3 exons. Lineage: Eukaryota; Viridiplantae; Streptophyta; Magnoliopsida; Solanales; Convolvulaceae.
UUUAUACUAUCUCUCCUUUUUCUCUCUCUCUCUCACCAGAAAUUUAGGAGAAUUUUCUGGUUCUUGUCCUUCCUAUGCAAAUCCCAAAUCCCAAGUUUUGUUUCUACGUGUGGUGAAAAAGACAAUACCAAAGAAUAUAUACACACACAAGAACAAGAAAAGUGAGAGGAGGCUCUCUUUAAAAGGGUUUCAAAACCAAAAAACAGUAGAGGUCUGUUGUUUUAGCCUUUUCCCCUUGUGUUUUCAAUGCCAAAUAAUAUUUCAGAAGGAGAUGGCGGCGGCGCUGCCAGCUUCUCUUCUGAGAAUAACGGCGAGGAAGAAGCUGCUUUGCAAACUUUGGACCAAUUUGGAUCCACUGAUCCACACCAACUUGAACCUUCCAUUUCUAAGAAGAGAAGAAAACUCCCUGGAAAUCCUGAUCCAAGCGCUGAAGUGAUUGCCUUGUCACCAAAGACAUUAAUGGCGACGAACCGAUUCGUUUGUGAAAUAUGCAACAAAGGUUUCCAGAGAGACCAAAACCUCCAACUCCACAGAAGAGGCCACAAUCUUCCAUGGAAGCUAAAGCAAAGAAUGAGCUCCUCAGAGAUGAAGAAGAAGGUGUACAUUUGCCCCGAGGCUUCAUGCAUCCACCAUAACCCAGCCCGAGCUCUAGGAGAUCUUACAGGGAUCAAGAAACACUACUCCAGAAAACAUGGCGAGAAGAGAUGGAAAUGUGACAAGUGCUCUAAGAAAUAUGCUGUUCAAUCUGACUGGAAAGCGCAUGCAAAGGUUUGUGGUACCAAGGAGUACACAUGUGACUGUGGCACCAUCUUCUCCAGAAGAGAUAGUUUCGUGACUCAUAGAGCAUUUUGUGACGCCUUAGCUGAAGAAAACACCAAAGUCUUGAACACACAUGGCUUGCAAGACGCCUCUGAUCUCAACCCAUCAUCUCCUACCAACUUACCUGAAAUCAUCCAAUCCGACAUGAUGAAAACCCCAUCCCGCGACUUUUUGCCGGCACCGCCGCCGCCCAAGCCCUUAAACAUGGCUCCAAGCAUGUUUUCCGGCAGCUCUCCGACCACCCUCUUUUCUCCCCCGAAAAUCAUGCCAGCAGCUUCGUCCUCUUUUCUACCCAACAUGUCUGCCACAGCCUUGUUACAGAAAGCCGCUCAAAUCGGUGCGACCACAAGUACUAAUAACAUUGUGUGCUCUCCAAUGGUACAAAGAGGCUUUGGUUCUUCCAUGGAGCCAUCGCUUAUUAACGACGGAAUUCAAGUACAAACCGAUAAGUCUCAGCUAGCCGGCGUUAUUAGUGGGUUUUACUAUCAUCAAAAUCAGAAUUUGAGUUCAGGUCUGGAUUUACAAAAGGUGGCAGGGAAUAAGGAGAUGAUGAGAAGGGAUGAGAAUUUAACAGUAGACUUUUUGGGGGUGGGAGGUAGGAACUUUCAUGAGCUCCAACACCAAGAAAUGGGACUUGAAAAUGAAGCAGUUAUUAGUCAGCAGAGGAUGCAAGGUUUGAGUGCUGUGUGGGAUGUUAGAGAAGUUUAAUCUGCAAGGGGGUUUUGAUGUGUGUUGCAAGGCUAAUUUCUUUGGAUUUUUUCCAUGUAUAUUUUUAAUAAUUUGAUUAUGUAUACAAUUGCAAGUUCAACAUUUGGUCGAUGAUGUAAAUGUGUAUGCUUUAUUUCCACCAA